AGAAUGAACACUGCUGCGCGUCUCUGUUGUUUGUGUGUUAUUUCGGAGCACGGAGAACUGUGAUGAGAACAGCGUUGCAAGACCUGAGAAUUCAAUAACGCGAUCUGUGUGAUACUACUAAUAAUGCGAAGCCGGACUCGGUCGGGAGACAUGCUGGAUGCAGAUGCACUACUGAGGCGAGGUAUAUAAUCUAACUGCAUGCGUGAAUGAACGACUACACCACGAACACAUUUUACACACACUGGCAAAGAGCCGUCUGUCACACGCUUCCCCCCCGCAGAAACAAGCAGCCGCCGCUGGAUUGGGAAAUGCAUUUCCCCAAAAAGUGCUCCGUUUUCAAAGUGGUCCUGAGCGCCCUCCUCCUUGUAGCGCUCCUUCAGCUCAUGUACCUGUCCCUGCUCUCCAAACUGCACGGCAAGCAGCAGCGGUACAAGUACUCUGAGCUCUUCGAAACCAACAGCCAGCUGAAGCGCGGCAUUUUCCAGCACCAGAAAAACACCCGCAAGGAGCGGCUCAAGUACUCCCUCUCCUCCGGUGGCAUAUUUGACCAGAGCGGGCAGUACCGCGUCUAUAAAAACAUUAUCAAAAGCGCAUUCACCGCGAACCACGAACCGAGGGGCAGCUCGGACCGCACGCAGCAGUUCGCCUUGGCCACGCACACCUCCAUUAACAACCUGCAUCACCUGAACGAGCUCCUGGGCCGUUGGCGGAACGCCCUGUCCGUUGCCAUAUUCGCGCAUGCGCAAGAUGUCAAGUUCUCCACGGCGCUAAUCUUUGCCCUGAGCGAGUUUUGCCCGCAAGUCCAAGCGCUGGUUGAUUUCCAUUUGAUCUGCCACUCGGGCGAGAUCGCGAGUUUCCCCGAGCAGGACCGGGAGCAGUUUGCCGGGCUGCAGGACUGCCAGGACGUGUUCCGUAAACUGGAGAAGCACAGGGAUACAUUUCAGAACUACGCCAUGGGGCGCAACGUGUCGUACCCCAAUAACCUGCUGCGCAACGUGGCCCGGGCCGGUCUGGACGCGGACUACACCCUGGUCAUCGACAUUGACAUGCUGCCCAGCCAAAACUUGCACGACGACUUCCUGAACUUCCUCAAAAGGAGAGCUCCCCGCCCCGACGAGGUGUUCGUUGUGCCCGCUUUUGAAAUAAGGCACACCCGGAAGAUACCUGCCACCAAAACGGAGCUUCUGCAGCUCUACCAGGUGGGUGAGGUGCGACCCUUUUAUGAGGAGCUGUGCCACAAAUGCCAAGCGCCCAGCAACUACUCUAGCUGGGUGAACCUCCACAGCCCGGGCGGCGCUGACAGCACGGAGCUCCAGGUCGCCUACACGGUCAGCUGGGUCGACCCCUGGGAGCCGUUUUACAUCGGGGGCCGAGCUGUGCCGUUGUACGACGAGAGGUUCAGGCAGUACGGGUUCAACAGGAUCAGUCAGGCCUGUGAGCUUCACGUUGCUGGCUACAGCUUCUCCGUGCUGAGCAGCGCUUUCCUGGUGCACCGGGGCUUCAAAGUGUCCAGAGAGUUUCACGCCAGGAAGGACGAGGAGAACCGCCUCAACCGAGUUCUCUUCAGGCAGUUCAAGGAGGGGCUGAAACUCAAGUACCAGGACUCGACCCGGCGCUGCUGAGGGGGAUUCGGGCACCCCAAACAGGCCCCGUCUCUUCAGUCCUCUGUGUGUGUCUGUGUGGAGCAAGCAAACUGAUUAGAUUUUGUUUGCAGGGAUAAGCAGACUAAACUAAACGAAAGAGUCCCAAGUUGGGUGUGUAGUGAGGAUGAAACUGCAUAUCUAUUUGAUCAAACUUGUAAGGACUUUUCCAGUGGGCAUGCUUUUUGUGUUGCACGUUUGGUUGAUUGAUUUUUUUUUUUUUAGCGUUUCAGAAUUUCUUUUUCAGGAAAGUAAUCAGUUGCAUAUUCCCAGUGACGACAGCUUUGCAUAUCCACCUCCAGUAGGGUUGAUGGGCUGAGCCACCAGCAGACUCCACUGUCUUGGAGAGCUGAGGCAGGGGUGUACUGUUAAAAUAUUGUCAUUAUACCAUCAACUCUCUCUCUCUCUCUCUCUCUCUCUCUCUCUCUCUCUCUCUCUCUCUCUCUCGUGUGGCAUUUGAAAAGCAACGUCCCGAGUUUCUAGCUGUGCGUUGAGUUUGGAAAGUCAUUCGAUGGCGUCUGGGGUCACCAGAUGGACUCCAUUUGCACCUCCUGCAAAAGCAUGUGUUGGGCAGUGAUGGGGGAUGUGAGUGAUGGAUUGCACUUCACCACAGUCACAAUCAGGAGACUCCUCCCAUGUGCUGUUCAAACGCGGUUCAGUGCAGUCCAGUGUCCAGCUAGUUCCUUCGUUGGAUCUUCAGUAAGUAUCUGGUUAGGGACAUCGCAGGCUGACCACAUAUCUCACCAGCCGCUGUCUGUGUCGCCCCAUCAACUCUGAAACAGGAGAUCAAUUUAAAGUGGUCGUAGCUAACAACAUUAUUUUGUGCAGUUUUGAAAGAAACACAUGUUAUACCAAUUUGUAUUUAAAAAAAAAAAAAACUGGAACUACAGGAAGUUCUCAGUUUGCUUGCAAUGCCUUCCAGGAAGUCUGUUACUGCUGCACUUCCUGUGCUCAAAGCGGCUUACUGGCUGCAAAGCGUGGCAGAAAAGGAAGUCCUGAAAUGAUCCAGGAAGUGCAAGACAGUGAUCCACUGUUUUCUCUUAACAAAUCUGCAGUUUUCAGUUGAACCGGAAAACGAACCCAUUAAACAAAUCAAAGGAUGGCAUCAAAUGAGGGGUUCUUAUUGCAAGAACCCAAACGCAGUGUGUUUUUAUUUGUGUUAAGUUGCUUUGGCUGAGAGUUCAGGAGCUGCUCUUCAGUUCUAGUUGCCUGCCAUAGACAUUAUGUAACGCAGGGCAGGCUAGCUUCUUUAUAGCAGUGUGAGUCAGCGCCAUCUAGUGCACACCAUGUGUAUUGCCAGUAAUACAAAACACCUUGAUCUAAAUGUAUGCAAUAGUUCUUAGCAUAUUUAAAAGUAGCUACUUAUAGCACAUGAAUUGGAGUGUUUUUCAUUGACAAGAUAGGUAAGGCAGUACUGUUUUCCAGGCUAAAUCAUUUUUUUCAGUAUCUAAGAAAUCUCUUCAGGACCAUUAGUUUUAAUACACUGAAAACUCCACUACUGAUUGAAGUCAGCAUGUAUACUUGCAAGUAUUUUGAAAGUCCUACUCUUUUGAAAUUGAGCAAAAACUAAUUAGGAACUAAAGAUGACAUUGACCUAGAAUGACAGCCUCACCUGUGUUUAUUUAUUAUGUAUUUGUUUGUCUGUUAACUUAUUUGAGUUCAAUUAAAGUGUUGAUUAAAAAAAAUAAAACAGUUCAAACUGUG
Molecule: messenger RNA, 3344 nt
Organism: Acipenser ruthenus (sterlet)
Lineage: Eukaryota; Metazoa; Chordata; Actinopteri; Acipenseriformes; Acipenseridae
Product: beta-1,4-glucuronyltransferase 1
Exons: 2
Coding region: 207-1622 (471 amino acids)
Molecular function (GO): glucuronosyltransferase activity
Source: RefSeq, a predicted model, not a curated record